Molecule: messenger RNA, 13279 nt
Organism: Cephus cinctus (wheat stem sawfly)
Lineage: Eukaryota; Metazoa; Arthropoda; Insecta; Hymenoptera; Cephidae
Exons: 7
Coding region: 1050-9983 (2977 amino acids)
Cellular component (GO): nucleus
Molecular function (GO): ATP-dependent chromatin remodeler activity; ATP hydrolysis activity; ATP binding
Source: RefSeq, a predicted model, not a curated record
CCAUUGUGAAUUUCGUCAUUUUUCUUUCAAGUACUGAAACGAAUUGAAUACUAAUAAAAGAGACAAUCAUUCCUAACAAUAUUCUACCCUGUUGCAAACGGAAGUGCGUUGGAUGUUGACAAAAUGGCGGGCGAGCCGAGUGUCGUACACUCGGUGGAAAAAGUUGGUGGAAAAAAAUGCCGCGACAAGCGAGAAGGAACGACGCGUGUGCACGAACGUAAAAUUGAUGCUGCUCACAGAUUUCACCGUGUCGUCGUAUACUGCGGUAUAAACAAAAGUAGUAUGAAUUUCUUAGGACGUUUGUCGUACCGGGAACCCGCUGGUUCGCCAAAAUAAUCGGGCGUCGGUGCCUCCGCGAUCGUCGCGGCGAACAACGACGCUAUGGCGUCCAUCAAGUGUGUGUGUCAUUAUUUUUUAUCCGCAAUUAAUGACUAAUUAAGGUGCCACCUCGUGCUCAAUAUAGCCUGUUUAACGCCGGGUCGCAUCGCAUUGUACAUUUCUGUCGGGGAAUGUGAUUUCCUGGUGCGUUCGCCAAUCAGACGACCUCCGGGAAUAACAAACGUUCGGAACCGAGUUGGCUUACACUCCCUGUUUGACAGCUCCCAUCUCGAAACCACGGAAACCUCGUUUUCGGGAUAUUACAAGCGGGUCGCUGACACCUUUUGCGCGUCCCUACGUACACGAGGGUGACUACGAUUAUCCUAACCCCAAAAUCUAGCGGCACAAAAACUUUCUCUUUAUUAUUGACUGUCGCUUACAGUGCCGAGUAUAUCUCUCUCCUGCCACGUAUUAGUAUAUUUCUUGUUUCAAAAAAGACGUUCGUGUCCUUCCUCGUCAGGCGGGAUUCUCCAUUGUUUUCAUUUGGUGUUCAAAGGAUAUUUUGAAUUGCUGGACAGGCCUAUAUUUGCGUUAUGAAUGGCUCGUUCAAAGGCAUGGUGCAAGUGCCGAUGGAAAUAUAAUUCUACCUGCAUUUUGCACACUAGAAUUGUUCUAUGCUCUUCUGUUGCAAUUCAUAGAGUCGGAUCACACAUGAAUGAAACAUACACAAGAUGUCUAGUGGCUUGGAUAGCUUUCUAACACGAAUUGGAGACGUCACGAUAGAGCGUGUAAAUUCUUCUGAUAAAAAUCAAAGGAUCUUCGAUACUCCUUCUAAAAUGAAUGGCGAUGAAGCUGAAUCCCGAACGGUCAUAGAGGAAAAUGAGAGCUCUGAGGAAUCGAGCGGUGAUGCCUCUGAACUUGAACAUGAAAAGAAAAAUGAUUCUUUAUUAGUGGACGAAAUUGAAGAAAUUCACACUGAAGGAUCGGGUGACGACAUGGAUCUGGAUGACACUAUCGAUACUCAGAUAGGCGUAAGAAUGGAGACAGAGAGGCAACAAGCACCGUCACCGCAGGAUGACGACGUAGAAACUGUUAAUAUUUUGGAUACACUGCCACUGGAAGGAGCUCCAAUCGAAGGUCAAGAGGUAACGGAAGCGGAUCUCCUGGGAAAACCGAUCUCCAAGGAAAUGGAAGGUGAGGAUUGCGAGGACAACGAAAAUGAGAAGACGGAUAGUCAGUCGGGCGGUGAUGAUAACGCAGAAGGAAAUAAGAGACGCGCCGAUUCAGAGAAUUCGGAUCCGGCAAAGAAAAAGCAGAAGAAAGAAGAUGGCUAUGAUUCGGGCGACUGCGAGACAAAAGCCGAGAAGAAACUCUCUAACAUGCGACGAAACAUCCGUGAAGUCAUGGAUGAAACACAACUCGACGAGGCUACGCUGGCAGCGCAGAGACAGGAAAUGGAACGUCUCCGUCGUGUUCAGGAACAGCAAAGAAUAAUUCGCGAAGUGCAACGACAGAUAGCCAUCAACCGACAAAAUAACAAGACUCAAACUCGCGUGAUAAGUCUCUUGCAAGGCAAGCAGAAUCAAGCAGGGACCACGAUUUCGCCCUCGUCCUCAUCCUCGUCCUCCUCCUCUUUCCCCUCCUCGACGUCGUCCCAAGUUCGUCUGCCAAGUACGGUUCUGCUCAAAGUGAAUUCCGGCGCAGGCUCUGGCUCCGGCAUGCAAAGCAAUAUUGCAGUUCAAUCAGGCCAGCUGCAGAGGAGACAAAUGGAUGCCAUGCGCUGGCAAAAAGGUCGUGGAGGUUAUCAACCUGCGCAGACCUCAAUUUCUCGAGUACAGAAUCGUUCCACGGGUCCACAUAUGCUUCAACAGAGGAUCCGAAUGAUGACGCCAUCCGUUAGUAUCUCACCGGUGGUCCCCAAAAAAGAGCCUAUGGAUAGAUCGGAAUAUUAUUCGGACUCCGAGGGUACGGACGCAGAAGCUGACGAAGCUCUUCGCGAGAAACAAAUUCACACGAUGCGCAAGGUCUCGGGUAUUCCCAAAUCCCAAAAAUCGGCAAAGGGUAAGGAUGUGGUAACGAUAUCCAGCUCCAGCGAGAGUUCCGAUGACGACUGCAUUGUUCUGAGCGAUCCGAGUGGCGGAGAGGAAACCGAUACGGAGGACGAUCCAUCGAAUUCAGGGAUGCAUACCAAUGAUCGGUACAACAUUCCGGACGAGCAUGGUCGAGUUUUAAUCAACGUUGGCCAUCCUGAUACAGAGCCGGAUGUAUUCCUCGCGCCGCAGGUUGCGCGCAUUAUAAAACCUCAUCAAAUCGGCGGAAUCCGAUUUCUCUAUGAUAAUAUUGUUGAGAGUAUCGAGAGAUAUAAGACCAGUUCUGGUUUUGGCUGUAUUUUAGCGCACAGCAUGGGCCUCGGAAAAACACUUCAAGUUGCCAGCUUUUGCGACAUUUUUUUUCGAUGCACAACUGCCAAAACAGUUCUUUGCAUUAUGCCGAUCAACACUCUGCAGAAUUGGUUAGCAGAAUUUAAUAUGUGGUUACCGUACGAAGAUCCCUCCUUGGAGAGGACGGAGAACAAAGUGAAUGUUAAAUUGGAGCCGGGUACCGAGAACAAGCAAGAAAUGAAAGAAGAGACCGGAAGCGAUGUGUCGAAUAUGUCAAGACCUAUCAGUACAGAAUCAGCUCACCGCAUCGGACCAGAUAGUGGCCAGCAACCGGCCAAUAUGUUGUCGGAAAAUUCAUUUUCUCAUCAAAGUUAUGAUAUGCAGAAUAUGGUGUCUAACCACCAUCAGUAUAUGCAAGAGACUAUGACGAACAAACCUAUUGGUAAUCCAAAUAAUCAUAAUAUGAUUCAGAAUUAUCAUGGCGACAUGUCGCAGAAUGCUAUGUAUGCCCCUAGUACUAAUACGACGGGGAAUUUUGAAUUGAUAAAACCAGAUAUGGAUAGUCGCUCUGUGCAAACGGGAAUCAAUGUCGCCGCUACUCCCAACUUCAGAAUGGACAGCCAUAUUUUGAAUCCGGCGUAUCCUACAAUGGAUAAUCGUGGACAGGGAUCGAUUUAUUCGGAUAUGGAGAACCGCGCUCCGACUUCAAUGUAUGCCGGAUUGGAUAAUCAUCCUACAGCACAGAUGUAUCGGUCUUAUGAAAGUUCACCAGCAGCGCAGACAUUUUCAAAUUUUACGACAAAAUCGGAAUCCGAGCCAGCGGAAGUGAAGAAAGAAGGAGGCCAAAUUUCCGAAAUGAACAUUAAGAAAGAGCCGGAAGAUCCAGUGAAAAAGGAACAAGUCACAACAAUGACUAAAGAAGAGACUUCGGAAGACAAGAAGGACGUCGACAGAGUUAAGACUCCCUUUAGCGUGGAUGCACCAAUAGGAAUGGAAGUGAGACCACGACACUUUCGUUUGCACAUUCUAAACGAUUCUCACAAGACAAUGUCAGCUAGAGCCAGAGUUAUUCAGGACUGGCAGAAGGGCGGCGGGGUACUGCUAAUUGGAUACGAAUUGUACAGGCAGUUGUCUCUGAAAAAACCGAAUAAAGCAAAGAGGAAACGAGGUCAGCCUUUCAAGGACACUGUGGACGUCGAGGAAGAAGACAAAAACAAAGGAUUGUUGGACGAGAUGCAUGGUGCCCUGGUCAGUCCUGGCCCGGAUCUAGUAAUUUGCGACGAAGGACACCGUAUCAAGAAUUCCCACGCCAGUAUCAGUCUUGCUUUGAAACAAAUGCGUACUAAGCGCCGGAUCGUCCUUACUGGUUAUCCACUUCAGAAUAAUCUUCUCGAAUAUUGGUGCAUGGUGGAUUUUGUGCGACCCAAUUAUCUGGGUACUAAGAGCGAAUUUUGUAACAUGUUCGAGAGACCAAUUCAAAAUGGACAGUGUAUCGACUCCACGCCGCAGGACAUUAGACUCAUGAGAUAUCGUGCUCAUGUGCUGCACGCACUUCUUGAAGGCUUUGUACAGCGAAGAUCACAUUCGGUAUUGCAAGUGUCGCUGCCACGAAAGGAGGAGUAUAUUUUGCUUGUGAGAAUGACACCUCAUCAACGAAAACUCUACGACACAUUUAUGAAUCAGGUGGUAAAGACGCGCGCGGUGCCAAAUCCACUCAAGGCAUUUGCUGUGUGCUGUAAGAUCUGGAAUCAUCCUGAUAUCUUGUAUCAUUUUCUACGUAAGCGCCAGGCCAACGAAGAGGACGAUCUGGACUUGGAGGAAACUAUGGGUGAGAAACCUGUACCUGGUGCAAAACGUAAUAAAGCGCGACAGACAAGAGGAGAACCAAAGAAAGGAAAGAAAUCUAACCCUACCAUAAAAAAUAAGCCAGCUGCCAGUGUGCAACCAAAUUCGUCAUCGUCAUCGAGUAACGAUAACGUCGAGGGGGAUAAUGUUCACGCUAAUCAGAAAACCGGAGUUUAUCCUAAUUAUCCCAUGCCAGUGUCUAAUUCGGGAUAUUCUAAUUCCGUUCCUCAAGGUCCUUAUAAUCCUCAUGGAUAUCAAGCGUACCGUGCAAAUGAUCAGAAUAAUUAUUACAGAACCGAUGCCACUCAUAAUGAGUACAAUGAGUUUUACAGUAAUCAUCAAGGACAACAGAGAUAUGGGAAUCAAUUGUUCCAGUCGUAUCCGCAGACUCCAGGAUACAGUGCCGCAUCCGCGUACGCAAAUCCAUCCCAGAGUUAUCUUCCGAGCAAUGAUCAGUCUGGUAAUCAUUCCCAGAGAUAUCCUGCAGGUCCAUCCAGCAGCAAUGAUUUUCGACCUGAUCAGAAUAUAAGCGGUACUUAUGAGACACCAGCAGGUAUAUAUGCUCGGCAGUCGUAUCCUUAUCAGGAUCAAAGUCGAAGCUACGCCUCAAGCUUGAAUCAAGGAUCCAACUACAGCCAAGUGACAAAUCAGACGCAAUCCUAUCAAAAUCAAUUGCCGAGUCAAACUUCUAGUUUACCUAUAUCAGAUUAUCCUUCUUAUACGGCGUCUAAUCAGCCCAGUCAGAGUUACACACCGGUCGCGGGUCAAGGUAAUCAGCUGUAUCCAAGGUCGGAUGGACAGUCUGCACCGAAUUCGGGAAUGACAUAUACCGGUUCUGGACCAAAUCAGAAUAUAUCAAGCCAGAAUCAACCGACAGGUGGCUAUCUCCAAAAUCAGCAAAAUCAGAAUCCACCGACUCAGAAUCAAAAUCGUGGCUUCUCACCGAAUCAGCAGGGGUCUAGUGCCUCUAUGCAAAAUCCCACUCAUCCUUAUCCAUCCUCUCAAUCCGGGCAAAACGUUCCAACCAUGCACAAUGAACCUCACGGUUAUGCAUCCAGUCAAGUGACACAAAAUCCUCCACCGCAAACGCCAUCGCUUGGCUAUCCAACGAGUCAGCAGAGUGCUGCCGGUUCUCUGUCGCAAAAUCACACUCAUGCAUUUAUGUCGAAUCAGUCGAAUCAACCUCCGGUCACAACAAAUCAAAUCCGUGGAUAUUCCGGAGCUCCUCAAGGACCACCUACGAAUCUACAAUCUACAUCAAAUCCAACCAACCAGAAUCAGAGUCACGGUUAUACCACGACGGAUCAGCACCAGCAGCAGCAGCAGCAGCAGCAGCAGCAGCAGCAGGUAACUGCUCCAUCAACGGCCCAAAAUUCUAUUCAUGGAUAUCCCUCGAAUCAUUUGGUGCAGACACCAAAUUCACAGAAUUCUGCGCCUACGUAUUCUUCGUCACAUCAAAGUCAGACGCCGACAUCGGGUAACCAGAAUCAUGUUGGUUACCCAACUGGACAGCAAACUCAACCCACCACUCCGCAAGCUUCAUCUCAUAGAUACACUACCAAUCAGCAGGGUCAGAAUUCAAUAUCUCAAGGUCAAUCGCGUGGCUAUUCUUCGAAUCAACAAGGAUCGAAUCAAAAUCUCAGUCAAAACGAUCAGAUGUUCUCGCGAUCCAGCGAAGGUCAGCCAGCGCAACAGAAUUACACAUCGGCUGGUAAUACACCCCACGAAUAUUCAUCGGAACGAACAGGAGGAGCUUCGUCGAAUAAUUCAACUCCAAAUUAUUCUACGAAUCAACAACAGGCUCCUCAGAACUCGGUCUUGCCAAAUUACUCCUCUGACGUGAGUCAUCAGAAUUCCGUGGGACAAUUCAAGGGACCUGAUGAUCCUUAUUGGCAGAGGAAUUAUUCACAAACAUUUCGUCAUGAUCAAUGCAACGAUACUUACUACAGAGAGUCUAGCGUGAAUCGUUAUCAAAAUAAUUAUUUUCAGUCUUACGAUUAUCAGGGUAAUCAAAGCGAAGAUAUGAAUUCAAGACCAAACGAAUCGAAGACUCCGCAAUCAAGCGGGACCAGUGGUCACGUGCAGAAUCAAAGCAAUUUUGAAAAGAGUAAUAAGGAAGCGACGGCUAGUGUCGGCGUGCAAAGUCAACCUGUGGCACAGAACAAUAUGUCGACUAGCAGUACUGGUUACAACACAGCAGAUUUAAAUCGUCAAAAUUCAGCCGCGCCAUUGUCAAGAAAUGUUCAUGGCAUUGUGAACGCAUGUCAUGCUGGGACUUCUCGUUUGGGUCAGAAUGCAGAAGGCAUCAAGGAAGAGGAACGCGAGAAGGAGGAAUCCUUGGAUAAGGAGAAGGAGGACAAGUCGGACGAUGAGAUCCUUGCGAAGGAUGAGGAAAAGGACUGUAAGAGCUCUCCAGGCGGCAAGGAAGAUCCGGGAAUACCGUAUGAUUGGGCGACGGAAUUGAUGAAGGGCUACGUUCCCGGACUGAUUGACGCAUCUGCGAAGAUGACUCUUUUCUUCUGCAUUCUGGAGGAAGCUAUUCGAUUGGGCGACAGAGUAUUGGCCUUUUCCCAAUCGCUUUUCACCUUGAAUCUAAUAGAAGACUUUCUUGCGAGGAACAGUCUCAAGUAUCCUGAUGGUCAAACCGACGCUUGGGUGAAGAACAUAAAUUAUUACAGAUUGGAUGGGAGUACCAGCGCAUUGGAACGAGAGAAACUUAUUAAUGAGUUCAACAAUAAUCCAAAAAUUCAUCUCUUCCUUGUCUCGACUCGCGCUGGCUCUCUGGGUAUCAAUCUCGUAGGAGCAAAUCGCGCUAUCGUUUUCGACGCGUCCUGGAAUCCUUGUCACGACACUCAGGCCGUCUGUAGGGUCUAUAGAUACGGCCAGCAGAAACCGUGCUUCGUGUAUCGAUUGGUUACUGACAAUUGUCUCGAGAGGAAGAUCUACGAUCGACAAAUCAGCAAGCAAGGAAUGGCGGAUCGCGUUGUCGAUCAGUGCAAUCCUGAUGCUCAUCUGUCUUUAAAGGAAGCAACGACUCUUUCCUGGGAUUGGGAGGAGGACAGUCAGGUCCAAGAUUUUUCGCAGUCAAAGGACAGCUAUACCGAUGAAGUGAUGCAUUGCGUAUUGGAGCGGCACUCGUCCCUCUUGACUAAACAGCCGUUUCAUCACGAGAGUCUUCUGGUCGAUCGAAAGGACAAGAAAUUGAGUCAGGCUGAAAAGCGGUUGGCGCGUCGUGGAUACGAACUCGAGAAAAUGGCUGCUAAUUGUUCCAGGCCCAGUUAUAACUAUGUACCUGGAAAUACGGCAACUAGAGCCGGUGGACUUCAAAUAAGGGCCAUAAGAGGUGGAGAAAGUGCCACCACCCCGAAGCCCGUAGCUUCUGUCAGACCCAUGCAACAACGUGGAGCUGAAGGCUUGGGAGCACGUGGUGUUACCGGGAGUAGGUGGAUACCGGCAGAAGUGUGGCAGCGACAGGGCAUGAGUGCUCAGGAAAUGACAUUACCCCUGGACGUUGUCAUUCCAACUAAUUCGCCAGACAAGGGUAGCAUCGUUCUUAAAGCUGGUCAAAGAGUAAUGGUUCUCAAAAGCCCAAAAGGAAUUUAUAUGCAGCUUGAGUCUGGCAAGAUUAUAGCCAUAAGAACUGCCCUGAAAAUCAAUCAGCAAAAACGCGAAGAGGAGCCUAAAAAAGGAUUGUCUUCAAUAACGCAAAGGAACUCCAAACCGGAAGUUGGUUUCCCAUUGAGGAAUAACUCAGCAAUAUCCAUAAUACCAAAGUCAUCGUCGAGUACACACGGCAGUGGUCGACCUUUAAAUAGGCCCGGAAGUGCAGGUUACAGACCAUUCGCCGAUAAGGAAAUGGCUAGGAGGCCGAAACCAGUAGCCACUGCGGCUGCAAAACCUUAUCUGAGUCAAGUGACUUUGACUAAUCAAGUGUCUCUAUCAAGAUUACCUAAGGUAAAACAAGAACCGGUGGAUAAUUCGUCUAUCGGAGAAAAUUCCAAUUCCUCGGAUGGUCAAUUGAGAACGGAGCAGAGAGUGGAGGAGGUGAGGUUAGAGGAUGUUGUGGCAGAAGUUAGUUCUAAUACAGAGUACAGUCCGUCUAAUAUGAGUCGAUCCUCGAACACCGAUUUGGCGGACAACGCGGCCCAGAAAGCUGCUGACAACAGAACUCAUAGUUUCUCUUCGGAUUCAGCUGAUCCCAAUACUCAAAGCGCCCAGGCUCAACGCAAUCAGCCAGAACCCGAAAUGGUCCAAGAACCUGAUCAACAAACAUUAGCGGGUGACAGUAGCAAGGAAUCGACCAAAACAGACCCUUUGACGGAUUAUGGACAAGUUUUCCCCAGUCAAAAGAAUGAAACCGAUAGUCCUAAUGAUGAUAUUAUUAUAGAAGAGCCGCCUCCGCCUCUGCCACCGCCACCGCCACCGCCACCCCCACCCCCACCGCCACUGCCACCGGCACCUCCUUCGAUCGUUCAGAGGAUGGAUACAACAAAGAAUAACGCAGACUCAUGUGUCAUCUCCAUUGCUUCCGUGUCCGCUGGAACAAGUACGACGUCUGUUAAAGUAACAGAGUUAAACGUUCGGGAAGGUUCGAAACAAGCAGAUGAUCAAGCUCUCUCUCAGGGUCUUUCUCAGAAUGCAACGCAGAGUAUGGUACACACUCUUUCACAGGGCUUGUCCCAAGCUGUUGUAUCCCAAAGCGUUUCUCAGGCCGUGCCGCAGGCAGUGCCCCAGGGUUAUCCUUACGCCCAGUAUCCUAGGUAUUACGAUUAUGCGGAUCCUCGAUCACGAUCGUUGUCCAAUCCUUACGGGACAUAUUUCCCAAGUGUUCCCCCUCACUCGGCGAAUCCCAGACUUCCACUGGAGGCGACCAAGUCACAAUCUGAGACGCGAAAGCCAUUGGAUGAAGGGACAAUCACUAGUAUCACGCCCAGUAUAUUUUCACAAAGUUCUGGCUCUACUGCCAAAACGGCAAUCGAGACGACCGAGUCCAAGAGCACCGAGACGACCACGACGACGACUACGACGACGUCGUCCAGGGACGAGACCACCCACGUUCCGACUGCGUUCAGUCAUCCCACAAACACUCGGUACCCUGGGCCCUAUCCCCCAGCACCUUAUGAUCCGUAUGCGCAGCAUUAUUCACCAACACCUGGCUCCUCUGCGGCUUAUCCACCAGGUGGAGCCCCUGGUUAUCCGGCGUAUGGAGGACCAACCUACAACACGGAGUACGCUCGAAUGUAUUCGGCCUUCCACGGUCCUCCUCCUGCAGCGGAUCCCUACAUGCAUAGAGCCUAUGCUCCGCCACCACCCUCUACCCACCCUCCGAAUUAUUAUCCUCCGUUUCCGCACCCUCCGCCGCCGCCUUAUCCUAAUUACAGUUUCUUGCCGCCCUAUCCCAAUCCUAACAUGCCCAGUGAACCGCAGCCACCUCAGUAAACAGACUCACGAUGCGUUCAAGAUGAAGCACGACAGACUGCGAGACUAUGCUACACGUCAAUCUUUGUCACUGGUCCAUGUUAAUGCAUCUUCGGAGCUUCGUCUUCGGAUCUGUCAAACGAUUUAGCGAUAUUUAUCAGGGAUCAUCACGAUUCAUGCAAGGGAUAAUCAUUCUCGUCUAAACAGUAGAGUCGCUUUAAGAAGUACGGUGCGUUCAUUUUCAUUGAUAAUUAAUAUAGUUCCAAUCUUUCCAAAGGUGUGAUUCCCUCCUUACUUUUGAUCUGGUAGAGCUAGAUACGGAACGAGAAGUCAAAAGUUUAAGAAUACUCGCGAAAGAUUUUUAUAUUCGUUUUUAAGAGUGUCUAUUAGUUUUCUAUCCACUCGAAUAUAUAACACACACACACACACACACACACACACACUUCUUGUUUAAGUUUUUACCAUGAUGUCUUAGCAAGAUCAUUUAUCUAAAUCUUAAUUGUUGAGUUUAUUAGAAUAUUAAACGAGGAGUGAAUCUCGCCAUUGGAGGAGCAGCAAGCGGGAAAUAAGCGUUACGUUCUUACCAUCAUAACACACACAAACACGAACACAAUGUGCAAUGUCAUUCUUGUACAUGUUUUGUAGAUAUCAAGAGGAAAAAGUCGUCGUAUAAUAUGUUAUAUAGUUUCAAAAUUCGAACGAUCUGUGUAUAUUUAUAACGGUACAGGGUGAGAUGUAGACUACGCCAAUCUCACCGCAAAAAAUAUUUUCCGAUCGGAUGCGAAAAUAGAUCAAUUGAAAUGAAUGCGGCGGAUAUCCGGAAAUUAAUUGAUCAAUUAUCCAACGCUUACACACUGGAGGCGAAGCACGGGAACAGUAAUGGAUGUUUGCCAACUACGUGCAAUUGAUAUUAAAUGAAAAUCCUUUUCUUCUCCGGUGAUAUUAAUGUUUGUGGAUAUGUGAAACACGGUACGAUUAUCCUCUUUUUAUUAUUAUUAUUUUGUCGAAAUUUUUUUUAUUUUUUCGUAAUUUCCGCCUCUUUAUUUACUUCUUUUUUUUAAAUGGUAUAUCGCCACAGCAAACAUAUCCUUAGAGAUGCUUUUCUUACUCCCAUUAGGAAUAUCUUUGUACGAGUAUACAUAUUUUUUUGUGUAAUUAUUUUCAUUCUCUUUCGGUCUCACGUAGUAUAUGUAGAUUAGUUGUCAGACGUUGAUUUUCUUUAUCUUCUUCCAUUUUCUACUUGACAUUAGCGUCAUUAUCCGUUGAAUCGUAUAUACAUGACUCUUACGUAUACUUUUAUAUAGGAAAGAAAAGAGAUUCUAAGAAACUGUAGACUUUGGUCCAGUCAAGGAGAUACGAGAAAAGAUACAAUCCACAGAUACCAUAAAAAUCACGUUAAAAUAUCGUUCGCAUCAUUAUGAAAUCGAAUCGCAAUAAAAUUAUUUCUAGCGCAUCGUCAUUUACUUUUCACGAGCAUUAUACGUACAGUAUUCAUUCUCGAAACAUUUAGCAGCCAGUAGACACAAGUUCACGCAGCAUCCUUAGCAAGUGUAUGUAUAUGACUACGUAUUACUAGAUAACGUUACGGUUUUUUCUUAAGGAUAGGUAAUCUUACGGUAGCAAUGUAGGAUUGUUGUUAACUAGAGGAGUGUGUCCUACAAAUUAAUAACUAUCUUGAGGACGUAGGUAAUGAAAAUUCUAGGGAGGGCUUUGACAUACUCCAGUGCGGCUCUGCAAGCUCACCACUGUGAUAUUCUGUCGUGGUCUCUUGUGCUCGCAUAUUUUUUUUCGUUGUUAUGUCAUCCUUAUCGGGGUAGCCAUCCUGUAGCUGAAUUUGUCUGAUCGGAUGGUCGAGCGACGAGAUCGAGUUGCAAGAUAUGCGCAAUGCAAAAGACAGAUAAAAAGAUGGAGAUGAAAUGAAAUAUAUUAAAUAGCCGCUUCAUGAUUAUCUCGGGCUCGUCGUGCUCGUAUCACUCGUUCAUUCGAGUGUACUAGUUAUUUUCGUGCUUUUAGAAGAAAUUCCGUGAACAAAAUAAGAGAAAAUCAUGGGCACAAGGUUUUUUAAAUAAAUUUUUCUAUCUGAGUUUCACGUCCGCAUUGAAAGUUAUCCCGGCACUUCCCUACCUAAGCUAUCAUAGUCCAAUUAUUAUAAUGCAGUGAGCACUCACGCUGGAUGUAUGUACUAUGUCAUAGCAUGUGUAUGAGCAUAUAAAUACAUACGUACGCAUAUGUAUAGUAUACAUGCUCUGAUACACUCGAUAACGUCGCAUUCAUCUAGGAUUGCGUCUCUGUUGAUUGUUCGCAAAUUGGAGUAGUCGAACUCCUUUUGUCAGUUCGUCUCGUCUUCGUUGUGACGAAUAAGAUUUUUUAGCUUUUAAGUGUACAGGUAUUAAGUGACGAUUGGGAUGUUUCGAUGAUGAUAAUAAAUAACGAUAUAAAGAGAGACGUGUCAUCUCCAUGGCAUUUACGGACAAACGACAGAAUCCAUCGUGACGCGCGAGCUACACAUCUUUUACGAAAGUAUCUUUUUCUCUUUCAACCCCCCCCCCUCCCCUCUCAACCGUUCGGCACCCCUCGGUCAUUCUUCCUUCCCUCAUCUACCUGUUGCGACCUUCUUAUUCUUGUAAUUUUCUUUUCUCCGCCAUUUACAUAUCUGUAAAUAUCCAUUAUUUACGUUUCAUACUUUAUUUAUUAUUAUAGAUUAUCAAUAAUUGCUUUUUAAUGUCGGAAUAUCGCCCUUAUGUAAAAUAAAUUGUUUACACCGAUGAAUAUUGUUUCAAUAUCGUAUAUUAUAUCAUUAUAUCGUAAAAUCAAAAAAACAUUUUCGUUUCUAAGACGUUUAUUCUCUCUCUCCCCCUCCCCUCCAUCUUUCCCUCGUUUUUUCUUUCACACUUACUCUCCCCUAUUGCAUUAGUAAGAGAGAAAUCUACGCAUGUAAAUGCUUAGUGUAAUAAAUCGUCAUUUCAAUGUCAAAGUCGUAGGAUUGUAAUUAAAUGGUCCGAUCACGGGGAAUCUUUACGAAAUCAGAGAACUAAUUAUGUAAGCGUUCUGAAUUCCCAGAUGUUUUAACGCGUCUAUCAGAAAAAUCGUGUUGACUUGUUCAUCAGUUUUUGACUUUUGUCUUGAUUCUGUGUACAAUGUAACACGUUGUAGCACUUAGUGCUGGGUUUAUUGAAAAGUUAUAAUUAGUAAAUUGAUUGUUAAAUGGGAAUACAUAUUAUAGCGCUAUGGGAAUUUUUACUAAGUUAUAAUUCUUCGAUUGUAAUUUUUCUAUAAACCGUGCUACGGUGUAUGAGAAAUAAAAUUAUAAAAUUAAA